Arabidopsis thaliana (thale cress) is the source of this 1849-nucleotide messenger RNA. RefSeq names its product SEC14 cytosolic factor family protein / phosphoglyceride transfer family protein. NCBI's taxonomy places the organism in Eukaryota, Viridiplantae, Streptophyta, Magnoliopsida, Brassicales, Brassicaceae. The coding region runs from base 241 to 1470 and encodes 409 amino acids. Gene Ontology annotation, biological process: protein localization involved in auxin polar transport; cellular response to auxin stimulus. The record is from RefSeq and is marked reviewed. The transcript has 4 exons. Gene Ontology annotation, molecular function: lipid binding. Gene Ontology annotation, cellular component: membrane; cytoplasm.
GUAGAUUGCUUUAUCAGAAUUUUAUAAUCUAUACAAUGUAAAAAGCCGCGUCAUCUGUUCAAAAAUUCAGAAGAUCAGAGUCACGCCUAUAUUUCUCUCUCUCCCGUCACUCUCACUCUUCCUCUUCUGCUUCUUAUUAUUACAUCGAUCCUCGUUGUCCCUCCUCUGUUUCUUCAAUAUCUCUUUCUCUCCAACAAAAUCAAAAUCAAGAAAACAAAAAAGAAAAACUCUCAAGAAACAAUGGAUGCUUCAUUGUCUCCAUUCGAUCACCAAAAAACUCAAAACACAGAGCCAAAGAAAAGCUUCAUUACCUCACUAAUCACUCUCCGUUCAAACAACAUCAAAGAAGACACAUACUUCGUCUCAGAACUCAAACCCACGGAGCAAAAAUCACUUCAAGAACUCAAAGAAAAGCUCUCAGCUUCAUCCUCCAAAGCUUCUUCAAUGUGGGGAGUCUCACUCCUCGGUGGAGACGACAAAGCUGACGUAAUCCUCCUCAAGUUCCUCAGAGCAAGAGAUUUCAAAGUAGCAGACUCUUUGAGAAUGCUUGAGAAGUGUUUGGAGUGGAGAGAAGAGUUCAAAGCAGAGAAAUUGACAGAAGAAGAUCUGGGUUUUAAAGAUUUGGAAGGUAAAGUUGCUUACAUGAGAGGCUACGACAAAGAAGGACACCCAGUUUGUUACAAUGCUUAUGGUGUGUUUAAAGAGAAAGAGAUGUAUGAGAGAGUGUUUGGUGAUGAAGAGAAGCUUAACAAGUUUCUGAGAUGGAGAGUUCAGGUUUUGGAGAGAGGUGUUAAAAUGCUUCAUUUUAAACCUGGUGGUGUUAAUUCCAUUAUUCAAGUUACAGAUCUUAAAGAUAUGCCUAAGAGAGAGCUUAGAGUUGCUUCUAAUCAGAUCCUCUCUCUUUUUCAAGAUAAUUACCCUGAAUUGGUUGCUACUAAGAUAUUCAUAAACGUGCCUUGGUACUUCAGUGUGAUCUACUCAAUGUUCAGCCCAUUCCUGACUCAGAGAACAAAGAGCAAGUUUGUGAUGUCCAAAGAAGGCAAUGCAGCAGAAACACUCUACAAGUUCAUUAGGCCAGAAGAUAUUCCGGUGCAAUACGGUGGUCUUAGCCGUCCUACUGAUUCGCAAAACGGACCGCCAAAACCGGCGUCUGAAUUCUCCAUCAAGGGUGGUGAGAAAGUUAACAUUCAGAUUGAAGGCAUUGAGGGUGGAGCAACCAUAACAUGGGAUAUAGUAGUUGGAGGAUGGGAUUUAGAGUACAGUGCAGAGUUUGUUCCAAACGCUGAAGAGAGUUACGCGAUCGUUGUCGAGAAACCGAAGAAGAUGAAAGCUACAGAUGAAGCUGUUUGCAACUCUUUCACUACAGUAGAAGCUGGGAAGCUCAUUCUCUCUGUUGACAAUACUCUCUCUCGCAAGAAGAAAGUUGCUGCUUACCGUUACACUGUCCGGAAAUCUACUACAACCGUCUAAUCUAUAACCGGUUUUUCAGAAGAUUGGUUGCUUUCUUACUACUACUUUUUGUGGGUGUGUUGAGGGGUUUUCUUUCUUGGGUUUGAGUACUAGGUUUGUUUUGCUUACUCAACGGUUCAUGUUGAACCGGAAAUAUCGAUAAAUUUGCGAGGAAAUCAUAUGUAUAAAAACUAUGAUUUGUAUGACAUUUGAUGUUUGGCCUUAAUAUUUUAACUAGAGAUUGAAGUUUUAGUCUGCAAAGUGUAAGCUUAUGUACUCUCUUGUACCAUGUUUAGCUAUUGAAGACCAGUGGUCCAUUGCUUAUGUUUGUUGCAUUCUCAGUUAUUGUAUUCAGUUGUUUUGUAUCAGAAGCUGAACUAAGCAAUGGAAUUUCAUACAC